CGUUCCAUAAUUAUUGAGUUGGAACCAACAUGGCUUCCCAAAAAAACCACCAAUAUCACCCUCCUCUUCACUUUGUUCUCUUCCCUUUCAUGGCUCAGGGCCACAUGAUUCCCAUGGUUGAUAUUGCAAGGCUCUUGGCUCAGCGCGGUGUGACCAUAACAAUUGUUACGACGCCUCACAACGCAGGGAGGUUCAAGAAUGUCUUAAACCGUGCCAUUGAGUCUGGUUUGCCCAUCAACCUAGUGCAUGUAGACUUGUCAUAUCAAGAAUUCGGGUUGCCAGAAGGACAAGAUAAUAUCGAUUCGCUUGACUCAAUGGAGUUGAUGGUACCUUUCUUUAAAGCGGUUAACAUGCUUGAAGAGCCGGUCAUGAAGCUACUAGAAGAGAUGAAACCUAAACCAAAUUGUUUGAUUUCUGAUUUAUUGUUGCCUUAUACAAGCAAAAUCGCAAGGACGUUCAAUAUACCAAAGAUUGUUUUCAAUGGAAUGUCUUGCUUUUGUAUUUUGUGUAUGCAUAUUCUACGCCGGAACCUCGAGAUCUUGAAGAAUUUAAAGUCGGACAAAGAGUACUUCUUUGUUCCUAGUUUUCCAGACAGAGUUGAAUUUACAAAGCCUCAAGUUCCCAUAGAUGCAGAUGCAAGUGGAGAUUGGAAAGAGUUUAUGGACGAAUUGGUCGAAGCAGAAAACACAUCAUACGGUGUGAUUCUCAACACAUUUCAGGAGUUGGAGGCUGCUUAUGUCAAAGACUAUAAACAGGCUAGAGCAGGGAAAGUAUGGUCCAUUGGACCCGUUUCCUUGUGCAACAAGAUAGGAGCAGACAAAGCUGAGAGAGGAAACAAGGCGGUCACUGAUCAAGAAGAAUGUAUUAAAUGGCUUGAUUCUAAAGAAGAAAGUUCGGUGAUAUAUGUUUGCCUUGGAAGUAUAUGUAAUCUUCCUCUGUCUCAGCUCAAGGAGAUCGGGUUAGGCCUAGAGAAAUCUAAAAGACCUUUUAUUUGGGUCAUAAGAAGUUGGCAAAAGUAUAAUGAGCUUGCUGAGUGGUUCUUGGAGAGCGGUUUUGAAGAAAGGGUCAAAGAGAGAGGGCUUCUUAUAAAAGGAUGGGCACCUCAAGUACUUAUCCUUUCACACCCUUCUGUUGGAGGAUUCUUGACUCAUUGUGGUUGGAACUCGACUCUAGAAGGAAUCGCCUCGGGUGUUCCACUGCUCACUUGGCCGUUGUUUGGAGACCAAUUUUGUAACCAAACACUGGUUACUCAGGUUCUUAAACUUGGUGUAAGAGCUGGGAUUGAAGAGGUUAUGAAAUGGGGAGAGGAGGAGAAGAUAGGAGUGCUGGUGGAUAGUGAAGGAGUGAAGAAGGCAGUGGAAGAACUAAUGGGUGACAGUGAUGAAGCAAAAGAGAUAAGAAGAAGAGCCAAAGAGCUUGGAGAAUUAGCUCACAGGGCUGUGGAUGAAGGAGGUUCUUCUCAUUCUAACAUCACAUUCCUCUUACAAGAUAUAUCGCAUCUACUAGCACAAUCAAAGAAUUGAU
Molecule: messenger RNA, 1524 nt
Organism: Raphanus sativus (radish)
Lineage: Eukaryota; Viridiplantae; Streptophyta; Magnoliopsida; Brassicales; Brassicaceae
Product: UDP-glycosyltransferase 73C4-like
Exons: 1
Coding region: 30-1523 (497 amino acids)
Molecular function (GO): UDP-glycosyltransferase activity
Source: RefSeq, a predicted model, not a curated record